AUGACGUCCGGCGCUCUGCUCGCGGCGCUGCUGGCCGGCGUCGCUGCGAUCGGCCUCCUCCUCGCCUACACCCUCCUCGUCCUGUUCUCGCCGCAAGAACCGACCCCGCACCCCUCGGAAUCGACCUACCUCUCCCCCUCGACCUCCUCAAACCCUCAGCCUCUUCCCUCAUUGACAGAUCCCGACCACCUCGAUGCGACAGUCGAGUUGAGCGUCGUCAUCCCCGCCUACAACGAGUCGAAGCGGCUCGAGGUCAUGUUGCGGCCGGCAGUCGAAUACCUCGAGACUCGUUCGCUCGAGACGAAUGGACGGCGGACGGUGAUGCUGCCGAAGGAAGUUAAGCAGGGCAGCUACGAGGUUCUCAUUGUCGACGACGGGAGUAGGGACGGAACGACGGAGAAGGCGCUCGAGCUGGCAGCGGAAUUGGAGAAGCAGUACGGAGCGAAGCGAGGAAAGGUCAAGGUGUGCAAGCUGGUCAGGAAUCGCGGCAAAGGCGGAGCAACGAAACAUGGCGUCCUCCACGCUUCCGGCCACCGCAUCCUCUUCGUCGAUGCGGACGGCGCGACCCGCUUUGAGGAUCUCGCACUACUUGAAGAAGAGCUUGACGUGCUCGAGGCGCAACAGGCAAAGAAAGGCUCGACCGAUCAAGCGCCGCAAGGCCUGAUCGUCGGUUCGCGAGCGCAUCUCGUCUCGACGGAAGCAGUCGUUAAGCGCUCCGCCCUUCGCAACCUGCUCAUGCGGAGCUUCCACCUCUACCUCUCCCUCCUUGGCCUCUCGACAAUCCGCGACACCCAAUGCGGCUUCAAACUCCACACCCGCCGCACAGCACAACUACUUUACCCCUCGCUGCACUCGCCCGGCUGGAUUUUCGACUGCGAGCUCUUGCUUCUCGCUGAGCGGUGCGGUGUGCCGCUGCGAGAAGUCGGCGUCAAGUGGACGGAGGUACCCGGGAGCAAGCUGGAUGUCGUCAAGGACUCGAUUAGGAUGGCGAGGGAUCUGCUGGUCAUUCGAGGGAAUUACCUCACGGGGCGGUGGAAGACGCCGGGGACGGUCAGCGUUGUGGGUGGAGCGGUGAACGGCGCCGAGUCAAAGAAGAGUCGAUAG
Molecule: messenger RNA, 1104 nt
Organism: Rhodotorula toruloides NP11
Lineage: Eukaryota; Fungi; Basidiomycota; Microbotryomycetes; Sporidiobolales; Sporidiobolaceae
Product: glycosyltransferase family 2 protein
Exons: 4
Coding region: 1-1104 (367 amino acids)
Cellular component (GO): endoplasmic reticulum membrane
Source: RefSeq, a predicted model, not a curated record